This is a messenger RNA of Anoplopoma fimbria (sablefish), 4539 nucleotides long. RefSeq names its product SUMO specific peptidase 7 (gene senp7). The coding region runs from base 169 to 3279 and encodes 1036 amino acids. NCBI's taxonomy places the organism in Eukaryota, Metazoa, Chordata, Actinopteri, Perciformes, Anoplopomatidae. The record is from RefSeq and is a predicted model, not a curated record. Gene Ontology annotation, cellular component: cytoplasm; nucleus. Gene Ontology annotation, molecular function: SUMO-specific endopeptidase activity. The transcript has 23 exons. Gene Ontology annotation, biological process: protein desumoylation.
GUGAAGUGGGUUGAGGCCAGUAAAAUGAGUCUCUGCAGUGUUUGCAAGGUGCUGGUGCACACUGUGGUUUGGAAAUAGUUGUCUACAUUCUCCUUAUAUUCUCAGUUGAUACCAGGAGAAGUCCCGGCCUCGGUGUUGUCGCUGUGUCUUACCAAAUUGUGGACCAGUAUGGAGCGAAGAAGAGCCUUAACUAUUCCAUUUAAUGUUGACAAGGAUAACCGGAUGGAAAACCCGUUCAAAAUCUCCAUGCCAUGUGUUUCAUCACAGUGUGGAAAGUUAGAAAGACAGGUUCCCUGGACUGCAUUUGCAGAUUGCAAACGCAGACAUUGUAGUUCACAGCAUAUAAAUGGAUCCAUGCUGUUUGAUCACAACCAUGCAACGUUGGAAAUGGUCAGGAGAAAGCCUCGUCUGAUCCUGACCGAUGUCCUAGAGACAGAACAGGGCAAAGCGUAUAUGGAAAGGAUGAAACCGGGUCGUGCUUUUGGAAACCGAAUGUCAAGUACACGGAGGGAGAGUGGUCGAUCCAGAGAGGAACCCCUGAUCUGCAGAGACAUGAGGUCCAGACAGAGGGAUGCCAGGAAUGAUGAGAACAUGAGUGUAACCCCUCAAUGCAACCAGAAGAUCCCCUCCUCACCCACUCAUAGGUCAAGUCUCAGGAGAAGAUCAUGGAAUGUUGAUGAUGAAGUGGACAUAGAAGAAAACAAAGAUAUUGAAGAGGUGAUCUUAGGAAAGGACAACGGAGACAACUUCAAAUUCGCUGAAGUUGUAGAUUGUGGGUUGUCAGUGAGCUGGGAGCCUGCCCUGGAUACAGAAUGUUGUGAGGAGUUCUCCCCAGCUAGAUUCAAGGACAGGUUGGCUGAUCCAGAAAAACAAGUACAACACAGUCUGAAGAGGAGAAGAAAGGAUGCGGGGGCCCAGUACAAUGGGAUGGGCAGCCCCAAACGCCACCGUGAGAGCGUGCUCCGCCUCACCGGAGAAGACAGAAGAGAUGGUGGACGGGCCCCUACACGUGUUUGUCUGGAAGAAAGUGGAGAAGACGGAGGUUUGGAGAGCCUGGACCGUACCAUUGUUCAGUUCACGGUGGGAGCAGACGAUCCAACAGAAGUUCUGGUCCCAACCACCUGUCCUAAUAUGGAGGCUGUAGACUCUGUUAUUUCCCCCAGAACAAGUCGAUCGUCUAGCCAGGACAACACGUCUAUAAACAGCCCCUCUGAACCCAUUGUGCUGUCAAGUGAUGAUGAGGAGAGUGGCGACCCAGCAUCCAAUACACUGGUCACUGUUGAAGACGCAGUAAUACAAGGACAAUCGCCGCAGGAAGCUGUGGCCAAACAGCUAGAAGCUUCUGAUAUAGGGGACGUGCAGGUGUUGCGUGUUGUUGUUGACCUUCCGAGUUCUGUGGCAGUUUCUUCCAUCCCCAGUAUAGACUACUCCUUCUACAUGCUGCAUUGUGGAGGUCACCAAGGGAAAGCGAAUGGAGACGUCAUGAUAGCAGGCCAACACAUCAUCAUCCCACUGACAGACAUUGAUGAACAGGUGGAGGUGAUAUUAACCUUGGAGCGUAAAGACCUUUGGAGGUACAGUGUGUGGGAACAGCAGGAACUGGAGGAGCGGGAGCUUCGCUUUAAGGAUGACGACGAGCCUUCCCCUGUUGCUGUCCUUCUGUUCUGUGUGUCAGAAAGUGCUGCACUUGCUAUACAGCGAGAACUCAUGAAGCUGUGUGCCAAUCAAGAUGGAAACACAAGCUCUGACAAGGUGAGCCCCUUCAUUCUGCUGACGCUGAGACAUCCUGUGGAGGGAAUGGAGGGGGCUUUAUUGCGCUCCCUGCUCGACAUUGACUGUCUCAACAGUCCGACACAUGAAAAAUACAUCCACAGUGCUGAUAAAGUUGUUUGUUUGGAGGACUUCCACUCUCCCGUUCUUUCUCUGGAUGAUAGCAUCGAGCUGAUCAGAAGAACUGGACUGGACUCUCAUCUGCUGUCUCUGCUCGGCCUGGAGUUCACUGACUCUGAUCUUGACUCAGACCAGGAGGGUCCACAUUCUGAUACUGACAGAAACAGCACACCUCGCAUCCAGCUGGAUGUUGAGUCAGAGAAGGAGACCGAGCUGGAGACAGAGACAGAACAAGACACAGAGACACAACUCAAAACAGAGGAGGAUCAGAAAGAGCAGGAGCUGCAACAUCCGUCUGAUGAAAAAAAGCUGGAGCCCGCUCCUGUAUACACACUGUGCCAUCACAGAACCAAAGGAUCCUACUCCGUGUCCCUGUAUAAACCAGACCCCAGCUUGACUAAAUUUAAACAUCAGGGACUGGCUCGCAGGUUGAUCCAGUUUCCCCCUCCUCCAUUAAAAGGUGGAAUAACCGUCACAUUGGAGGACCUGCGGUGCCUUGACAGCGGGCACUUUCUAAAUGAUGUUAUCAUUGACUUUUACCUCAAAUACGUCCUCCAGAAUGCGUCUGCUGCUGUGGCCGAGCGCUCGCACAUCUUCAGCAGCUUCUUUUACAAGCAGCUGACACGGAGGGACAACGCCAGUGAAGGCGUCACCAAUGACUCCUGUCAGAGGCAAAGGCGACACCAACGGGUGAAGACAUGGACACGCCACGUGGACAUCUUCAAAAAGGACUUCCUGUUUGUCCCUGUCAAUCAGGAGGCUCAUUGGUAUUUAGUCGUCAUCUGCUUUCCCGGAAUGGACGAGCCACAGUCUGAGACCCGGAGUGGUCCGAACGGAGAGUUGCUGGAACAAGAGGUGGCUCAGGGGUCUGAAAGCCCGAAUGAUAACACAGAGACACCUCCUACAUUAAACCACAGUGACAGCUUGGACACAGAUACAGAAAAGCCUCAAGAAGAUUCCACUAAAGACCCAUUGCCUCGUCCAGUGAACUGUACAGAGCAGACCUGCAAGAAGAAAGCUGUUAGCAAGAGGCCGUGUAUUCUUAUCAUGGAUUCCCUUAAACUUUCUCUUCAUGAGCGAGUCUUCAAACUCUUGCGGGACUACUUGCAGUCAGAAUGGGAAGUCCGCCGUGGUUCAUCGAGGGACUUUAAUCCUGAUCAGAUGCAAAGCUCACACUGCAAAGUUCCCCUUCAAGACAACAGCAGCGACUGCGGCCUCUACCUGCUGCAAUACGUCGAGAGUUUUUUGAAGGACCCUGUGGUGCACUUUGAUCUCCCUCUACAUCUACAACAAUGGUUUCCACGGCAGCAGGUGCGGAGGAAACGAGACGAAAUCCGAGAUCUUGUACUUAACCUUCACCGAGAUCAAAACCUUGGUACUAACAGAUGAAGCAGCUCUGCUGUUCAGUCCAUCCCAUUCCUGGAGGCGUUAUAAAUCACUGCUCAUACUGAGCGGCGGACAUUCAGCGUGAACUAAAAGGAUUUCCUUUACAUUAGAUGCUACUAUUGUAUUCAACAUUAACUCAAACAAAACAUUUAAACAUCAAACUAUCUUUGGAUCCUGUGAGUGAACAUGAAGGAAUCAGUUGAUUUAAAGAUACACAAAUGGCUGUUUCACGGUAGAUCACAUCUAGACAUGAAAAUUUUUCCACACCCCAUGGCUUUUUACUCAUUGUUUUUAUGCUGUAAGAUUUUUUUAUAAAAGCAAUUAUUUGUAUUUAUUUUGUAUGUAGAAACAUAGGGAAGAGUGUAUAGGUGUAACAACAGUAAAGUCUAGUUUGUACAGCAAGUUUUAGUUUCUUUGCUGAUGUUUUGGGGCAUUUUAACUCAUGUGUGACUUCAUAUUUAGUCUGUCAGGGGUUUUCUCAUCAAACCUGUUGGUGUUCUGAAUUCUUUGCGUCGUUGCAACUUCACUGGAUGAACACAUUCAUGGUAUAGCAUACAUUUUCCAUAAGUCCCAUCUGAAUUUAAUUUUUUGGAAACCUGAUUAAAAAAAGAAAAACUUUCAGUCACUCAGUGCCUCCCUCAGUUAUCCUGUGAGCCUCCCUGCGCUAGAUAGGAGUCUCUACAGAUAACAACAAAUUAUCAUCAUUCACUCACCUCUGUUUGCAACAAAUUGAGCUGUUGUAUGCCAGCAUUUAUCCGUGACACUCUCUGUAUUGCGAUCCACCUUGAACUCGUAUCAUCAACUCAAUUGGGACACAGCGAUGGUUCCUAAUAGAUCAGCUUUGCCUGCAUGAAUUGGCAGAAUUAGACCAAAUUGGGAUGUAUGACUAUCAAUAGAGGCUACUGUUUACUGUUGAUUAGCAUAAAGAAUAUUCUAUAUGAUAGUUCUGAUAGUCGUGUAAGAAAUUUGAGUUAUUUUAUUGAAAUACAACUUUCAUAAAGUUCAGGGGUGCACAUACAUUAGCAUGUGUAACGGUAUGCUAUCAAACUAGCUACUAAAUUGAGACCUAAGAGACAUUGCGGUCUGUCACUACCUAAAUUCUUCUCAUCAGAGAGUCUUGAUAGUUCUGUAGUUUUUUCCCCCCUUUUUUGUUCAAAUGUUUAUCUCUUUUAACCCUUAAUGUUUUCUCGGCAUUGUGUUGGAUGAAUGUACAGCAGCUGAUUCCAAAAGUGAUUUGGUUUCGAUUUUUUUAUUAAAACUUGU